This is a messenger RNA of Physeter macrocephalus (sperm whale), 6899 nucleotides long. RefSeq names its product oligosaccharyltransferase complex subunit OSTC-like. The transcript has a single exon. The record is from RefSeq and is a predicted model, not a curated record. Bases 2768 to 3133 code for a protein of 121 amino acids. Gene Ontology annotation, cellular component: oligosaccharyltransferase complex. NCBI's taxonomy places the organism in Eukaryota, Metazoa, Chordata, Mammalia, Artiodactyla, Physeteridae.
CAUUGUUCUAAUGGCUUUCUCUGUGUUAUUUUAUUUAAGUUUCACUAACCAAUUAUUUUUCCAUAUUAUAAAUAAUACUUUAUUAAAUUUUAAAAAAGCUGAUAAAGAAGGAAAACUAAAACCUAGAACUUAAAAAAGGAGUUUUUCAACUUAUGUACAUCAGGUCUUUGAUUGAAGAAAUGCCAAAGGCAAAGUGUGUUGUUAGGAUUCAUUUACUUUUCAAAUUCUGCUAACAUCUAUGGAGCAUUUGCCAUGGGUCAAACACUACAAUACAUUUUCAUUUGUACUCUCUUGUAUUUUAAGUGUUCAGGUUGAAUCCCUUGAAGCCAGAACGGAUGGAGGCAGCAGAGGUAGGAAAAGUCCACAUAAGCACUGAAGGACCUUCCACCACCCAAAAGCUGUAGGCCUGGCCACCACUCCUUGCCAAAAGGCUUUAGUUCAUGAAAAAAGGAAAUUUAUAUCCCUGAUUUUGCUGGAACACUUCUUUCUAUAAAGCUAGGCAUACCUGAAGGCAGCUUUGAAGCUAAAAGUGGGUCAAUGGAUCGAUUAUUCCCUCUGUAUGUAUGAGAUCGGAGGUGAAGACUUUGCUGCAAAUGUAGGGCUCUCUGUGAGGUCCCAACUUGUUCCCAGUCAAAUAGCAGUGCUUAACUUAUUGCAUUUUUAUCAAUUACAUGUAUAAUUCAUACAUUUCCCCAUAUUUUUUCUUUAUUUUAUUUUAUUUUUAAAAAUAUAUUUAUUUAAUUUAUUUUUUGGCUGCAUUGGGUCUUCGUUCCUGCCCACGGGCUUUCUCUGGUUGCAGCGAGCGGGGGCUACUCUUUGUUGCAGUGCACGGGCUUCUCAUGGCGGUGGUUUCUCUUGUUGCGGAGCAUGGGCUCUAGGUGCGUGGGCUUCAGUAGUUGUGGCUCAUAGGCUCUACAGUGCAGGCUCAGUAGUUGUGGCACGUGGGCUUAGUAGUUGCGGUGCACGGGCUUAGUUGCUCCGCGGCACGUGGGGUCUUCCAGAACCAGGGCUCGAAUCCGUGUCCCCUGCAUUGGCAGGCGGAUUCUCAACCACUGCGCCACCAGGGAAGCCCCCUCCCCUGUCUUUUAAUUUUGGAAAUUUAGAAGUAUUUAAAGAAUAGUUCAGUAUGCAUUCUUUUUACCUAGAUUCACCAACUCUUAGGAUUUUUCAGUGUUUGUUUUCUCUGUUUCUAUAGACACACACACAGUUUGUUGUUAGUGUUGCUUUUGAACCAUUUGAAAGUAAGAAAUUAAGUUGUAAAAAUCAUUGCAGUUCAUUCCUCAAUACUGUAGAAUGUGUUUUCUGAAAACAAGGAUUUUGUGCAUAAUUGCAAUUCCAUUAGCACACCCAAGAAAUGUAUCAUUGAAACAAUAAUCUUAUUUAAUACAUGGCUCAUAUUCAAAUUUCCCUAACUGUCUUCAAAUUUUCCUUUAAAACUAGACCUGUUCCUACACUUUAUUUGUUUUUUCAUCUUUUAUAACACUGAUAUUUUUAAAACAACGCCAGCUAAUUAUCUUGGAGGACGUCCCCUAGUCUGGACUUGCCUAAUUAUGUUCUCAUGAUUAGAGUCAGGUUAGACAUUUUUGGCAACAAGGUCACAAAGGUGAUGGGGUGUAUUUCCCAUUUGAUCAUAAGAAGAGGCAAAUAUCAUUUUGUCCCUUUACUGAUGAUGGUAAACUUAGUGACGAUGCAUAAACUUUAGCUGAGCCUUUCUGACUUUCAGUCCUGUUAAAGGAGUGGGGCGGGCUUCCCUGGUGGCGCAGUGGUUGCGCGUCCGCCUGCCGAUGCAGGGGAACCGGGUUCGCGCCCCGGUCCGGGAGGAUCCCGCGUGCCGCGGAGCGGCUGGACCCGUGAGCCAUGGCCGCUGGGCCUGCGCGUCCGGAGCCUGUGCUCCGCAACGGGAGAGGCCGCGGCAGGGGGAGGCCCGCAUACCACACAAAAAAAAAAAAAAGAAAAAGGAGUGGGGCAUUGCUGCACUGUUCACAGUAGCCAAAAAGUGGAGACAACCCACAUUGUGCAUCAACAGAUAAACAUGGCUAAACAAGUUGUGAUCUAUCCAUACAUGGGAAUAUUAUGCAGCCAUAAAAAGGCAUGAAGUACUGAUAUACGUUACAACAUGGCUGAAUCUCAAAAACUUGAUGGUAAGUGAAAGCCUACAAAAGGUUACAUAUUGGAUCAUUACAUUUAUAUGAAAUAUCUAGAAUAGGUAAAUCCGUCAACAAAGAAUGCAGAUUGGUGCUUGCCAGGGACAGGGGAAAGGGAAAUAGGGAGUAACUGUUUAAUGGGUACAGAGUUUUAUUUCAGAAUGAUCCAAGUGUUUAGGACCCAGAUAAAAGUGGGAGUUGCACAACAAUGUCAAUGUACUAAAUGCAACUGGAUUGUUUUCUUUAAAAUGGCUAAUUUAUGUUAUGUGAAUUUCACCUCAAAAAAAAAAGAAUAGCGGGAGGCAGCUUCCUCAAUGAUGUAGAGAAAGUAGAAUCUAUGGCAGUUAAGUAAAAAUAGAGUAUAAGUGGUUGGGGACUGACUUGUGGUUUCUUAUCCAGAAUGUACCCAAGUCAAGGAAGCUGAAAUUUAGGGGAAUUACCUGGCGGUCCAGUGGUUAGGACUCUGCGCUUCCACUGCAGGGGGCCCGGUUCCAUCCCCGGUUGGGGAAUUAAGAUUCCCACAACACUGUGAUGCAACCAAAGAAAAAAAAAAAAAAAAGGAAGAGCUGUUCCUGGGUGGUGCGUGGGGCUGGCAGGCGACAGCUGCCCCUGCCGCCACCAACAUGGAGAGUUUGUACCCAGUCCCGUUCUUAGUGCUCGAAUGUCCCAACCUGAAGCUGAAGAAGCCGCCCUCGGUGCACAUGCUGUCGGCCAUGACGAUGUACGCUCUGGUCGUGGUGUCUUACUUCCUCAUCGCGGGAGGAAUCAUUUAUGAUGUUAUUGUCGAACCUCCAAGUGUCGGCUCCGUGACUGAUGAACAUGGGUAUCAGAGACCAGUAGCUUUCUUGGCCUACAGAGUAAAUGGACAAUAUAUUAUGGAAGGACUCCCAUCCAGCUUCUUGUUUACAAUGGGAGGUUUAGGUUUCAUAAUCCUGGACCCAUCCAAUGCACCAAACAUUCCCAAACUCAUUAGAUUUCUCCUUCUUUAAAUUGGAUUCGUCUGUGUCCUACUGAGUUUUUUCAUGGCUAGAGUAUUUAUGAGAAUGAAACUGCCGGGCUAUCUGAUGGGUUAGAGUGCCUUUUGAGAAGAAAUCAGUGGAUACUGAAUUCGCUCCUGUUAAUGAAGUUUUCAAGGCUGUACCAGUCCUCUGAUAUGAAAUAUGGAAAAGGAUGAAAAGCAGCAGAAAAGAAACAUCUAGUGAAAACAUAGGAAGCGUAUUAUAGCUUGGACUAGAAUGUCUUCUUGGUAUCAAAGAGACAAGCUUAUCAGUAUUUUUUCCUGCUGGCCUAUACUGACAUACCAACGAUGUUAAGUGGCAUUUUCUUCCUUUUUUAUUUCUUAAAGAAAAUAUACUUCAUUUCUACAACUAUAAUAUUGGAUAAAAUGAUUAUUUUUUACAACCCCCUUAACAUUUUUUGGAGAUGACAUUUCUGACCUUCAGAAAUGAAUGUAAAAUCAGGAAGUGAGAUCCCAUAAGCUGAGAACUCUGGACAGCUGAUCAGCUUUACCUGUGGUGCUUUGCCUUUAAACAGUGUGUGUGACAGUACAUCAUUUCAGAUAUGUAUGUAAGACUGUUUCCUGAACAAUAAGAUGUAUGAGAGGAGAAGAAAUAAAUAAUUUUUCUAAUAAAAAAAAAAGGCAGCUGAAAUUUAGGCCUUCAGUGCAACUUGGUUUGUGAAUCUAAACAAUUUUUUUUUUAAAGUAUCAACAUUAGUUUUGAGAGCUGCACGAUGUUUUGGAGUAAAUUUUUUUUAACUUUCUCUUCUGUUUGACCUCCAGUUUAGGAGAAUCGUGUUACCUUGGAUUGCUUAGUGGGAUAAAAAUAGAAAAUAGAGGUGAUCUAGUCACCUAGUGUUUUCUGCUUUCAAUCCAAUUUAGGAUCAAGGGAUUAAAAAACUAUUUUGGUGUUGUUUGUGAUAUGAAAUGGAAUCUUUAUGCAAGAUUAUGUUAUUAGAGAAAAGUUGUUAGAAGCCCAAAUAUUCAAAAACCAAAGAAUUUGAAUUAGUACUGACAACCAAUGGAAUGUUGCUCAGUCAUUAAAAAUAACACUUAUGGAGAGGUUUUAAUGCCAAAUUAAAGCAGCUAAGAUGAGAUAAUCGUAAGUGAUCAAAUACAGAAUAAAAAAUAUGUGUGAUCAACUGUGUUAAAAAAACAUAACCUGUUUGAUGGAAAAAAAAAAAGACGGGAAAAUUUAACAGUAGUUUUUGUUGGGUGACAGAAAUAUGAGUGUUAUCUUGUCUGCUUCUACUUUUUGCAUUCUCCAAAUGUAUCCUAGUAAACACAGUUAUUAUAAAAAUGGCUCCCAUUUGUCAAGCGCUUGCUCUGUGCCAGGCAGUGUAACAUCUCUCUGUUUAUUCCCCCAACAGUCCUUGGAGAGUGGUGCUGUUAUUAGCCCAUUUCACAGGUAAAGGAAUCGAGGCUCAAGAAGUAAAAGACCUCGCCCCAGGUCAGGAAGCUGGUUGGUGGCACAUUCCAACAUAAGGAGUCCAAUUUCCCAUCCACGUCUUAACCACUGUACAUGCAAAACACGUAAUGAAUGUUAGAGAUAUGCAGUGUGUAUUCACCUAGAGGAAUGUGGUUGGGUGAGUGGACCAUUGAAUUAGUAGCCGGGGGACUUUGUUUCUGGACCUACUCUUGACUCACUCUGUGAUUGAAAUUAAGUCAAUUUGCUUUUGGUCUUAGUUUCUCCACCUUUAUAGUAAAGAGAAUAAAACCUUUCAUGUGCCUGAUUCUUUAUGCUUAUGAACCUGCUUAUGUACUUGUAAUAAACACAUGUUUAUGGUGUUAGGACCAUUAGCUGGGGAUAGUUUGGUUUUCUAAAAAAAAAAAAUGUGCCUGGGUUUAAGGAUUAGGCAGAUCCAGGUUCAAGUCCUUUGGACACUCAAACUCCCUGAGCCUCAGUUUCCACAACUGCAAAAUGGGGACAGAACUCUGUACCGUGAGCAUUGCAAGGAGGAGUAAAUAAGGUUGCCCAUGCGAGACAGUUACUACUCAGUACCUAUGCCCUCCCUCCCUUGCUCCAUCAUAGCUCACCUGAUCCAACUUGGGGUAGAGAAUAAUGAGACCUGUUUAUGUUUCUUGUAAAUGUUUUGCACAUUUUAAUAAAAUAAAAUUAAUUAACGGGUACAUUGUCAGCGCACAGACCUGAGUAGAGGGAAGCAGGUAAAUCAAAAUAGAGUGAUCUUGGUAGGAAUGAGGGCAGAGGACACUCUUUUGGCCUCACUUCUAGACUCGUGGAAACUUCCAGAAUGCAAGAAAACACCCCACUGAACGGUGGAGGGCACAUGCUUCCUUAACCUUUCACACACUUUUAACCUUUAACCCACCCUGGAGAGAGCAAGUCAGUCCUCUGAUGGGUUCAAUUCAGUAUUUGGGUUAAAUCUAUACUGGGAAAUUAAUUAUUUCUAGAAAUAUAAACAUGUGCUCUGUUUUUGCCCAAAAAAACCCAACCCCAAUCUAUACCUACAUCCAUACCUAUAAAGCAGUAAUAGAUCAAGGCGCUCUUACUCAGAUACCAUGAUGGAUUGUUUGGGGACAAAGCUAUUUUUUUGUUUGUUUGUUUUUUUGCGGUACGCGGGCCUCCCACUGCCGUGGCCUCUCCCGCCGCGGAGCACAGGCUCCGGAUGCGCAGGCCCAGCGGCCACGGCCCACGGCCCCAGCCGCUCCGCGGCACGCGGGACCCUCCCGGACCGGGGCACGAACCCUCGCCCCCCGCACCGGCAGGCGUACCCCCAACCACUGCACCACCAGGGAAGCCCUAAAGCUCUUUUUAAUAAAGGUGAGAAUGGAUGGGAGCUUGGAGGACCAAAGUUAGUAGUAGAUUAGAGACUGUAGCACAUAAUAAAGAAGAAGAGGUAACGGCACUCCUUAAACCAAUAGUAACAGCUGGCAUUUGUUGAGCACUUACUCUGUGCCAGGCUUUAAGUCUUUGUCCUCCUCCCCAUUGAUAUAUUUUUCUUUUCAAAAAUAUUUUUUAGUAUAACACAUAGCCCAGACAUAAAAAGAAAAUGUCUAGCUUAGCUUAAUGUAUUACUUAAAGGCAAAUAUUCUUGUCCCUACUGUCCGGGUCAGGUUUUAUCAAUUCCUGCUUCAUCUAUUUGAAGCUACAUCAUUAGGUGCACAAAUAAUUAGGAUCGCUCUGUCAUUAUGAAACGUCAAGAGAAGUGGUAGGUGAGCUAAGGCGUAGAGUCCCUCCUGUGCUAUAUCUGUCUCUGGCAAAAGACUUCCGGGAUAUGAAGUUUGUCAUUGCAAGGUGCCCUCUUCAUGGGCACAUGCAUAAUGGCUGCUCAAUCAAGGUGAACACUUGUAGUAGGAAUUCCUCUGCAUUGCUCCCGUCCGCGACAGUUCCUCCAUGUAUCACGUCGGGGAGAUGGUGUAGGGCCAUGGGCUUUGAGAAUGGACCUUGAAUUUAGACAGGUCAGCCACUUACACCUCCGUGUAGUUUGGGCAAUUCACUUAACCUCCCUAAGCUGCUAUUUUCCCUCUUAUAAAAAGAAUGUUAGGAGUGGUAGGGCUGCUUCAUUGAUGCUGCGGCUAUAUGAGGCUUACAUUUAAAAAUAUUUUGGUGGAAUCCACAAUACAGUCCUUGGUAUACACUAAACAUCCAAGAAAUGUACCGUUGCUGUCUUGUUACAUCACCUCACUUGAACCAAGGUUCAGUUGAACACGCUUUGUAUAUAUUAGAUUCCCCCUACCUUGGGCCAAUGAUUGUACAGUACAGUGAGUAGAUGCUAACUGACCCUGAUUCCUGAGGU